AUGGAAAAAGCACUCCAAUGUUUUUUUGAGCGGUGGUGGAGUUUUAUACUAUAUUUUUUAAAGUUAUGUAUAAGUUAAUGUGUAUUUAUUAUGUAAUUUUGUAUUUUAAAUGUAUUUAGUCGCCGGUCCGUGAUGCAAAUUACAAAUAUACGUUUUAUUUCUAAGACCACUUAGUGUUACGAAGCAUGUUGAAACUAGAUCUACCAAUACUAAAAUAUUGCUAAAUCCUAUUUUUAAGUUGAACUGUUUAUCGAGGUAAUACACAAUAAUAAAAUUAUAAUUUGGUCCCUGAAAACAUUUCCUUUGUUUUGGGGAAAGUUUUUGUGCAAUACAACACAUGAAACUUUUUAACCAAUGUUUCGUCUGCUAUAUUGGGAAACUUCAUUUGGGUAAAAAACAUCCUAUUUGUAUUUAAUCUAUUUUCAAUUCAUUUCUGUAGAUUUCUUUCAGGCUACUUUUGUUCUAUUCAAUCCAAUGUUUCAAAAUAAUUCGACCCAAAUCUCAUCCCUCGGUUACCCCACUAGAGUGGAUGACAGCGGGGUCUUCCCUCUCCCACCAUGCAACAGCAAGCAACCUGGUAUAGUUAACACUCUUCUGUACAAUGGGUCAAAGUUCAAAGGUUAUCAGAAGAGCAAAGGGAAGUCGUAUGAGGUCGAAGUGACGUUACAAAACGUGGACCUGGAUAACUCAUAUUUGUGCGGGUAUCUGAAGAUCAGCGGACUCACCGAAGAAUUCCCGACAAUGACGACUUUCUUCGAUGCGGAGAUAAUUAGCGAGAGGUAUCCGUUCCUCACGAGGAAGUGGGAAGCCGACGAAGAGGUCGAUAUCAAACAUUGGAAAAAGUUUUCAUCUUUUUAUCUUUUCGCAAAAACUUUUAACGACGAUAAUUUCGAUUAUAACGAGUUAAAAAACAGUGAUUAUGUUUUCAUGCGAUGGAAGGAACAUUUCUUGGUUCCGAACCAUAAAAUUGAGAAUAUUCAUGGAGCGUCUUUCGCUGGAUUCUAUUACAUUUGUUUCCAGAAGUCCACGGCCACCAUUGAAGGUUUUUAUUAUUAUCGAACAUCGGAAAUGUUUCAGUCGUUGAAUUUAUGUCAUUCUCGUGAGCCGACAUCUGCUGUGUAUAUGUUUAGAUAACAUUUUUGUAGUUAAUGUUUAUAGCAGUUAAUAUGAGGUAUUUCAGUUUUGUAUUAUAUAUAAAUAUAUCUUGCACUGAGUAUAUUUUUAAGAAUUGUGUAUUUAUGAAAGAUUUGUUUGGAUAAUUUGCACCAGACAUGUUUUGUAAUCAUUUCUUUAAUCAUGUGGAAACAGGGCUGGAUAUGGAAGACUAGAUCUUUUGCAACAAAAAGUUAAUUCAGGAAAAUGAAAUUUAUUGCUAUCUGGGUUUAAAUUGUCAUAUUUACCAAACGAAAUUCGGGUUAAUUUAAUUAUUUUGAACAUUACUUAGUUCAACUAGCAUACCACUGAGGUCCAGCCCUGUUAUUUGUAGAAGCAUGAAAUUGUUCAAUGUUGUUCUUAAACUGGUGCAGUCAAUUUAACUUUGUUCACUUUUUUGAAGUAUUUACUUCAUAAAACAGUUCAAACUUAUAAUUAAUGGUGGAAAAAAUAACCUUUUUUCAUUGAAUUCAAUCGAUUUCAGUAAUUUGAAAUAACAUUUCAUAACUAUCCGGUAAAAUCUACAUAAAAAUUUAUAUAUGAAUGAAAAAUGCUUAAAAUAUUUGCUUUCUUUGAUUUAUUGAACAUUUACUGAGCAACUAACAUAUCAACUUCUGCUUUGUAUUUUGAACGUUUCUUUUCAUAUUAUAUUAUUUCAACAUUUUCGCAAUAUUAUAUCCA
This is a messenger RNA of Ciona intestinalis (vase tunicate), 1833 nucleotides long. Its product is annotated as glucose-induced degradation protein 4 homolog. Gene Ontology annotation, cellular component: GID complex. The record is from RefSeq and is a predicted model, not a curated record. NCBI's taxonomy places the organism in Eukaryota, Metazoa, Chordata, Ascidiacea, Phlebobranchia, Cionidae. Gene Ontology annotation, biological process: negative regulation of gluconeogenesis; protein targeting to vacuole; proteasome-mediated ubiquitin-dependent protein catabolic process.